AUGGGUCGGUUCGACAAUCGUGCGGUCAUCGUCACUGGAUCGUCCAAUGGGAUCGGUCGUAGUGCCGCCGUUAUGUUCGCCAAAGAAGGCGCGAUGGUGACAAUUUGCGGACGAGAUGAAAACACAAUAAACGAAACAAAAUCGAUGUUACUGGCUGUAAAUGGUGGCGACGAGAAAAAGGUUCACAUCGAACGUGGUGACAUUUGCGACGAAGAAGUAAUGAAAAAGAUCGUCGAUGGAACCGUCAACGCAUUUGGUAGACUGGACGUCUUAGUGAACAACGCCGGUGGGACCAACACCGACUUCGUCAAACCAGAACUUGAAGGCAUGGAAAAUUUCGAUUAUACCCUCAAUGUUAACUUCAAAAGCGUCCUACGGCUUUGCCAGCUGGCUUUCCCACAUUUGGUAGAAAGUAAGGGCGAAAUUGUGAACGUGAGCAGUAUCGUGGGCCAGCCAAACGGUUCAUCAGUGCCAUCUCCAUACUACAGUAUGGCUAAAGCAGCACAGGACCAACUAACUCGGAAUCUCGCCAUUUGCUAUAUUCAGAAAGGUGUUCGAGUGAACAGUGUC
Messenger RNA from Cooperia oncophora, 570 nucleotides. The record is from the annotation of a GenBank genome assembly. NCBI's taxonomy places the organism in Eukaryota, Metazoa, Nematoda, Chromadorea, Rhabditida, Trichostrongylidae.